This is a messenger RNA of Moesziomyces antarcticus, 1302 nucleotides long. RefSeq names its product NAD-P-binding protein. The record is from RefSeq and is a predicted model, not a curated record. Gene Ontology annotation, molecular function: nucleotide binding. The coding region runs from base 1 to 1302 and encodes 433 amino acids. The transcript has a single exon. NCBI's taxonomy places the organism in Eukaryota, Fungi, Basidiomycota, Ustilaginomycetes, Ustilaginales, Ustilaginaceae.
AUGUCUUCCACCACCGCAACUACUCCGAUCCCCGUGUGUGUCGUGGGCUUCGGCAACUCGGCACGCACGUUCCACCUGCCGUUCGUCCAGGCGCUUCCGCAGCUCUUCACGCUGCACUCGAUCCAGCAGCGUCCGCGCACCGCUGCCAACUCGUCGUCCCCCGAUGCCGCCAAGCUCUUCCCGGGCGUGACCAUCAUCCCGGACUUCGACUCGGUGCUCACCACGCUGCCCAAGAACGGCCUGAUCAUCGUGACCACCACCAACGACACCCACUUCCCCUUUGCCAAGCGCGCGCUCGAGGCGGGCUUCAACGUGCUCGUCGAAAAGCCCGUGGCGACCAACGAGAAGGACGUGCAGACGCUCAUCGACCUGCAGAACAAGACGGGCAAGCUGUGUGCCGUGUACCAGAACCGACGCUUCGACGGCGACUUCCUCACCAUCCAGAGCUUGCUUUCCGACAAGGGUACCGAGCCGUCGGCGCUGGGAGUGCCCACGUACUUCGAGUCGCGCUUCGACCGUUUCCGCCCCUACGCCAAGGGAGGCUGGAGGGAGGAGGUCGACCCGGACACGCAGGGCGGUGGCAUGCUGUGGGACCUCGGCUCGCACCUGAUCGACCAGGCGCUCUUCCUUUUUGGCCCGCCCGAGAGCGUCACGGGCUUCGUGCGCAACCAGCGUAACCAGGGCCCUGCGGCGGUGGAUGACGACUGGCUGGCCAUCCUCAACUACCCCUCGACUGCUCCGCUGCCGCCUUCGUCGCCUGCGUCCGGCUCCAAGAUCGGCGGGCUCCGCGUGAGCCUGGGCGCGACGUGUCUGUCGUCGCACGUGGAUGCGGAGCAGCCGCGAUUCCGCGUCGAGGGCACGCGUGGCGCAUACGAGAAGCGCGGCACAGAUCCUCAGGAGAACCAGCUCAAGGCGGGCUGGACGCCUUCGAGCCACCCCGACGAGUUUGGCGUCUACUCGGAGCAGGACCCGGACACCGUGCGUCUCGGCCGCCUCACCACCAUGGUGAGGUCGGACGAGGAUCUGUCGCUGCCCGCACCCGGUUCGGGCGGCGCGGCACCCAAGCAGCCCACGCUGUCCGUCGCCACGAUCCCCACGCUUCCCGGCAGAUACAUCGACCUGUUCGCCUACAUUGCUGCUACGAUCAACGCCGCGCAGCACGCCGAGGCGCAGGGUGCUAGCGUGGCCGAGGCGGUCAGCAGCGUCUCGCUCGUGGGCGUUGAGCGCACUCUGAAUGCCGUCAAGCUCAUUCGCCUUAUCCGCCAGAGCAGCAUCGAGGGCAAGACGCUCCACUGGGCCUAG